Messenger RNA from Megachile rotundata (alfalfa leafcutting bee), 2835 nucleotides. RefSeq names its product erythrocyte membrane protein band 4.1-like yurt (gene yrt). The record is from RefSeq and is a predicted model, not a curated record. Gene Ontology annotation, molecular function: cytoskeletal protein binding. Gene Ontology annotation, cellular component: cytoskeleton. Gene Ontology annotation, biological process: actomyosin structure organization. NCBI's taxonomy places the organism in Eukaryota, Metazoa, Arthropoda, Insecta, Hymenoptera, Megachilidae.
UGCCAAAACUGCUCUCCCGCCAUAUAUACAAAAAGUACAUACUAAGUGCAAUCUAAUUAUAAGGAAAGUAGGAUGCAGUAGCUAUAAUACCGAUAUUGAAAACUGUAGGUAACGCCAUCUAAGCAACGACAUUAAAAAAUAUUCGUAGCGGUGCUGUAAUGGGGAAAUGUAUACCUUUUGAUGGAUUUGGAUCUCGAUAUUUGUUAUGGCUAGUCAACGAACAAAUCUGAUGCGUACUCGUAAAAGUGGGCGUAUUUAUCCACGUACCUUAUGAAGAGGAUAUCUGCGUGUGACGAGGAAUGUAGCGUUUUAACUGGGAGUAACCUGCAAAGCAGCAAGUUUUUUAACUAUACAGACAGCAAUAAUGUUCAACAUUGGUUGGAUCCAACCAAGCCUAUAAAGAAACAAGUAAAAAUUGGUCCACCAUAUACCUUACGUCUUAAGGUAAAGUUUUAUUCGUCAGAGCCUAAUACAUUACGUGAAGAAUUAACAAGGUAUCAGUUCUUCUUGCAACUGAAACAAGAUGUUUUGGAUGGAAAACUUCACUGCCCUCAUCAGGUUGCUGUACAGUUAGCUGCUUUAGCUCUACAAUCUGAACUUGGAGAUUAUGAUCCUGCCAUUCACAGUGCAGCUACAGUAUCUGAAUUUAGAUUUGUACCAGGUCAAACAGAGCAAAUGGAGCUUGAAAUACUUGAAGAAUAUGCCAAAUGUUCAGGUCUUAGUCCAGCACAAGCUGAAUCAACUUAUCUCAGUAAAGCUAAAUGGCUGGACAUGUACGGUGUGGAUAUGCACACUGUACUUGGGAAGGAUGCAUGCGAAUAUUCUCUAGGAUUAACUCCAACUGGAAUCUUAGUUUUUGAAGGAACACAAAAGAUAGGUUUAUUUUUCUGGCCCAAGAUUGGUCGUCUAGAUUUUAAAAAGAAAAAAUUAACAUUGGUUGUAGUAGAAGAAGAUGAUGAAGGUAGAGGAGAACAAGAACAUACGUUUGUAUUCAGAUUGGUAAAUGAAAAGGCUUGUAAACAUUUAUGGAAGUGUGCUGUAGAACAUCAUGCAUUCUUUCGAUUGCGUGCUCCCGUCAAAGGUGCUAGCGGACGUCAGAACUUCUUCAGGAUGGGUUCACGUUUUCGUUACAGCGGAAAAACUGAAUUUCAAACUACUCAAUUGAACCGAGCUCGUAGAACUGUGCAAUUUGAGAGACGUCCAAGUCAGAGAUACGCUCGUCGACAGAGUCAUGUCUUGAGGGAACGUCAACGACAACAAACUGAGCAACCACCACCACCGCAGCAGCCUGCACCGCCUGCUGCCGAAGAGGAACCUUUGCAACGUCAGUCGAGUCAAUGCAGUACAAAGUCAUCAGAUUCCAGUGUACAUGCUACAUCUUCACCUUUGGUGGAUUCUCUGUUAAAAUCACUUGCCAAAGAUCAACAACCUUUGGAGCCUAGAAAUCAAACGACAGUGGCUGCCACUGAAAAAGAAUCUGAACCAGUAAAGACUAGUUUGAUCAUUGAAAAUAUGACUAAUCAAACAUCACUAGUGCCAAAUAAUCAAGUUGGUGGUACCUCUUCACUGCCACCUCGUACACCUAUUCCUCCAGAAUCACUGAAAUGCAAUAUCUUGAAAGCAAAGUCUCUUGAGCAAGGCAAGAACUCUAACUUGGUUUCAAUUACCUCUACGGAUCCAUCAACAGUCGUUACUAAAAAUAAUCAGCAUACUGAUGCAGCAACAAUUGUAUCUGUGGGAGGAGAUAAACUGACACUUUCUGUAAGCGGAGCUACGGUGAUGAAUCCAUCUGCAGAGGAUAAUGUGACAGUAACGCAUUUCUCUUUAGACAGUUGGGGACAGAUUGAACAAAAAACCACACAGUUAAAUCCUAAAGUUUCGAAUCAGUCUCAGAAUCCAUUUAAUCCGUUCACUAACGAUAACAGCAACGAAAUUAUUACUAGUACUACCGAAAGUGUAGAAGAAGAUACAAAAACGGAAGAAGAAAAGAAAGCGAAUACGAAUCCGUUUAUAGAUUCGAAUCCGUUUUUGGGGCUGCUCAACCCCUUCAAAGAAGUACAGCCUACUACUGAAAAGAAAACUGAAGAAACAGAAAAGAAUGGAGCAAGAGUUGUGAAAACUGAAGAAAUACAAACAACUACUACAACUCUUACUCAUAAGGAUGACAAUACAGCAGUUUCUGAUAUCAGUCCUUGGUUAGUUGCUGAUCCAUCACAAAACACAACGAUAGAUCAAACUCCAAUUAAACAUACUGUAAUUACGAGGAAGACAGUAAUCACGACUCAGCUUUAAAAUGAUUAUUUAUGAAACAACGAUAUAAAGGUGAAUAAUGCUUCUGAAAAAUAUCGAGGAAUGUGGUAAAUCUCGUCUUCCGUAAGCUACUUAAGUGCCUACAAAAUUGCAUUGCCUCAUAAGACCGGACAAUACAGUUUAAAAUAAUUUUACAUUUUCAAGGGGCCAAUUAAGCAUUUAUACUUCUUAAAUUUUAAAGACUUUUGAUAUAAAAUAAUUUCAUUCUGUGAGUUUUAUGACGAGAUUAUGUGCUCGGAACAACUUUUAUAAAAUCGUAUACUUAAUAUUAUAUAGUAACGACGUAAGUACUCUUAAACGUUGUAAAAGUAAUAUGUACUUCAAAGUGCUAUUUUUUCAUUUAUUUUAUUACAACAUUCCUUCGAACUCGGUAAUUAUGCAGAAAUAUUAUUUCAUAUAUAUGCAUUUUUAAUGUUAUUCUGCCAUGUCAUUCAAUUGUGUUCUGCAUUUAUUGUUAAGUAGGAUAGGUAACUUUUACAAAGAGAGAAAUGUCUUUGCACCUUGUCAGUAUGGAUCAGAACAUAC